AUGGCUGCACUGCAAUGGCUCUGCUAUAUUUUCAUUAUUUGUGGCAGUUAUUCACUGUUAUCUGAUAACAGGAAUAGCGCAAUCCCUAAAGAUUGUGCUGGGAAAGAUAGUGGGACAACAUCGGCGUCAAAUUUUUGGUGUUUUCUUGAGAAGUCAAGUUUUAUUUUGACUGCUAACCUCUCUAGCUUGGUUGUAUGUGGACGAUCUAGCAUUGUAGGACUGUAUAUAAUCGAUGAUUUUGGCAGUUGUCAAACUUCAUGCGGGAGUACGACCAGUGGGGGAUUUGAUGAAAGGGAUUUUGAAGCUAAUGAGUGGAUUUAUUUUCGGCAAAGCAAGUUGUUGAGCAAUAUGAGAGUUUCUGUUAGUGGUUGCUUUUCAAGACGGGACAAAUACGAGCAGAUUUGCAUAUGCAAAGUUGCUCAUAAUAAAACCACUGAUCCGAAUUAUUCUACUAAAGUCAUUGAAUUGUCAUUGAUGUCAAGUGAUGUGAACGUAUAUAACUCCACUUAUCUCGUCUUCAAUAAAAGGGCUUUAGCUUUCCUCGCUAAAGGAAGACAUAGACGAAGCAAACGUCCCUGUGUUUAUUAUGCUAACAGCACUGCAACAUUCCAACUGUUGUUGGAAGGCGAUUUAGUUUUUAAACUAAAUCCUGGUCCUGAGUAUCAAAGAGCGAAGUCUACUUUUUCAAGACAUUAUACUUGUAAAGCGCGGCCGGGACGUAACGCCUCAAAUCUUAUUUAG
Molecule: messenger RNA, 741 nt
Organism: Paramuricea clavata
Lineage: Eukaryota; Metazoa; Cnidaria; Anthozoa; Malacalcyonacea; Plexauridae
Source: the annotation of a GenBank genome assembly